CUCUUCUUCUUUUAUCUUGUAUUUUGUACUCUGAAUGCCGCAACCUGUCCUGUCAUGUCUACGACAAGCAUCUCAGCCAAUCAGCUGCUCGCAUCAUAUCAAGGUGCAGCUUAAAUAAGCAUCUGGUCCCGCCCACUCAGGACACGGUGCUCAAUGAUUGGCUGAAAGUUUCGGACUUGGACUUUCACAUUUCCUUCCUCACACUGGAAUGAAAGCUCGGACACAACAGUAGCUGCUUCCGCGACGUAUUUUCAAAGAAACAUGGCUGACGGCAGUGGGGACACAGUCGAUGCCAAAAAAUGGUUUGGAAAGAGUACCAAGACGGAUGAAGCAUCCACAGGCAAUGGUAAGAUGUCUGAGGAGACGGACUCUGCCCCAGUCACAGCAGAUGUGAACGACCCUUACCGCUACAAGAUGGACUACCCCUCGAUAGGAAUGUGUCUCAUUAUCAACAAUAAGAACUUCAACAAACGCACAGGGAUGAGUACUCGUAAUGGGACCGACGUUGAUGCUGCUACAGUCUUGAAAACCUUUGGAAGCCUGGGGUACAAAAUGGUCAUAGAAAAUGACCUAACUGUGGCUGACAUGAAAAACAAGAUGUUAAGCGUGUCCCAGAUGGACCACAGUAAUUUCGCGUCAUUUGCGUGUGUGUUGCUAAGUCACGGCGAUGAGGGGGUGAUAUACGGGACUGACGGCUGUGAAAAACUAGAUGACCUGAUCAGCUGCUUUAAAGGAGCAAAGUGCAAGAGCCUGGUUGGGAAGCCGAAACUCUUCUUCAUACAGGCCUGCCGCGGAUCACAGCUGGAUGACGGAAUUGAGGCAGACACCAUAGAGACUGACAGCGUGGGUGGACAAGGAGUAGAGAAGAUACCUAUAGAGGCAGACUGUUUGUAUGCUUACUCCACCGCUCCAGGAUACUACUCAUGGAGAAACACAUGCAACGGGUCCUGGUUCAUCCAGUCUCUGUGUGAGAUGUUGCAGAAGUAUAGAGGAGAGCUGGAACUCAUGCAGAUCCUGACUCGAGUCAAUCGCAAGGUGGCGUUCCACUUUGAGUCCAACUCCACCUUACCUGGAUUUGACAGCAAGAAGCAGAUUCCUGCUAUCGUCACCAUGUUGACCAAAGACUUGUACUUUCCUAAAUAGUCUGAUGUCUACUGCCUCUACUGCUAAGAUGUCUACUGACAACUCCACAUCUGAAAGUCCAGACUUUACAUUUUUAACCAUAACAGGAAAGGAAUGAUAUUUUAAUAAUUUGUAUUUUAUCUUUGCAUCUCCACUUUAAUCCAAGUAGGGGAGGGUUAUUUCAGGAAAAUUUUCAGAUUCAACUUUAGCCCAGAUUUUCUAAUGCUCCCAUGUCUUGGGAAUACAAAAAUGUGAAAAAAUUUCAAAUCAAGCCCAAACCCCAGCCCUAGCCCCCCACCCAAAAAAUUACUUUUUCAACCCUGAAAACAUGGGGUUUUUGUCAACUUUCAAACCUUCUUCACUUUUGGUAAAGUACAAUGUAGCCAUAUGCUCAUGCUGGGCCCUUAAAUGUUUUUUUUGUGAG
Sphaeramia orbicularis (orbiculate cardinalfish) is the source of this 1546-nucleotide messenger RNA. RefSeq names its product caspase-3-like. The transcript is spliced from 7 exons. The record is from RefSeq and is a predicted model, not a curated record. NCBI's taxonomy places the organism in Eukaryota, Metazoa, Chordata, Actinopteri, Kurtiformes, Apogonidae. Gene Ontology annotation, biological process: proteolysis; apoptotic process; positive regulation of neuron apoptotic process. Bases 262 to 1143 code for a protein of 293 amino acids. Gene Ontology annotation, molecular function: cysteine-type endopeptidase activity. Gene Ontology annotation, cellular component: cytoplasm; death-inducing signaling complex.